Molecule: messenger RNA, 3427 nt
Organism: Capsicum annuum
Lineage: Eukaryota; Viridiplantae; Streptophyta; Magnoliopsida; Solanales; Solanaceae
Exons: 25
Coding region: 259-3078 (939 amino acids)
Source: RefSeq, a predicted model, not a curated record
UAAACCUAACAUUCAUUACUUUACUCUCUUUCUAUUUUAGGGAGUUGAAAUUUUUUAAUUUUUAUAUAAAAAAAAUGAAAUGGGCUGCUCCGGUUAGAUUCAUGAAUAUAUAGCUAUACUGCCGUAGUCAGUCAAAACGGUCGAUUCCGGUCUUCCUCAGUCUUCACUCUACUCCCCCGCCCUCGCAGUUGAUGAAUCUCUCACACUCCCUUUGAAUUUCCGAUUUCAUUUCCCUUGAAGAUCUGCAAGGCUCCAGUCAUGUUGCGUCUUCACUUGGCUUUCUUGUUCCUCUUCGUUUUGUUCCUGAGUGACAGUUCACUUGGUGCUACGGGUGGAAAUCGUAAAACAGGGAAGUCAUCGGUAUUUUCGUUGUUUAACCUUAAAGAUAAGAGCAAAUUUUGGAGUGAGUCUGUUAUCCAUGGUGGUGAUUUCGAUGACCUGGAAACAUCUAAUCCGGGAAAAGUGAGUAUUCUCAAUUACACCCAGGCAGGUAAUAUAGCAAAUUAUUUGAAGCUUCUCGAAGUUGAUUCCAUGCACCUUCCAGUACCUGUGAAUUUCAUUUUUGUUGGAUUUGAAGGAAAGGGUAAUCAAGAAUUUAAGCUACAGCCAGAGGAGCUAGAGCGCUGGUUUACAAAGAUUGAUCACAUCCUUGAACAUACAAGGAUUCCUCAAGUAGGAGAAGUUUUGACACCAUUUUACAAAACUAGCAUUGACAGAGAACAGCGUCACCAUCUGCCUCUUAUCAGCCACAUAAAUUACAAUUUUUCCGUUCAUGCAAUUCAAAUGGGUGAAAAGGUCACAUCCAUCUUUGAGCGUGCCAUUGACGUCUUUGGACGCAAGGAUGAUAUGUCUGACAACAGGGAUGAUGGAACCGUUCUAUGGCAAGUUGAUGUGGAUAUGAUGGAUGUUCUCUUCGCCAGCCUUGUGGAGUAUUUACAACUGGAAGAUGCCUAUAACAUCUUUGUUUUGAAUCCCAGGCGCAUGGGAAAAAGAGUCAAAUAUGGAUACAGGCAAGGGUUAUCUGAGAGCGAAAUUAACUUUCUCAGGGAGAACAAGGAGGUACAAUCGAAAAUUCUUCACUCAGGAAGAGCAUCAGAAAGUAUUCUUGCUCUCGAAAAGAUGACAAGACCAUUGUAUGCCAAGCAUCCGAUGGCAAAGUUUUCCUGGACUGUCACCGAAGAUACAGAUACAGUAGAAUGGUAUAAUAGAUGCCUAGAUGUAUUAAACAAUGUCGAGAAGGUAUCUCAAGGAAAGGACAUGGCUGAAGUUGUUCAGAACAAGGUUAUGCAGUUUCUGAAUGGGAGAAAUGGAGAAUUGAAGCUUCGUUUUGAGAGAGAGUUAAAAGCUGGGCAGUAUAGUGGUUUUCAUGCUGAAUGUAUCACUGAUACAUGGAUUGGAAAUCAGAGGUGGGCUUUUAUUGAUUUGACUGCGGGCCCUUUUUCAUGGGGACCUGCUGUAGGUGGAGAAGGUGUGCGCACAGAACUAAGUUUACCAAACGUGGAGAAAACCAUUGGCGCAGUUGCAGAAAUUUCAGAAGAACAAGCUGAAGAUCUAUUGCAAGAGGCUAUUCAAGAGAAGUUUGCUGUGUUUGGUGAUGUCCAGAAAGAUCAUCAAGCCAUUGAUAUUCUUUUAGCUGAAAUAGAUAUAUAUGAACUAUUUGCUUUCAAUCAUUGCAAGGGAAGGAAGGUCAAGCUUGCUCUUUGUGAAGAGCUUGAUGAGAGAAUGCAAGAUUUGAAAAAUGAGCUAGAGUCUUUUGAGAAUGAAGGAUCUGAAGAAAGCCAUAGGACAAAGGCUGUAGAUGCACUGAAAAGGAUGGAGAACUGGAACCUGUUUAGUGAAUCUUAUGAGGAUUACAAAAAUUAUACAGUUGCUCGUGACACUUUCCUUGCACAUUUGGGGGCAACCUUAUGGGGGUCAAUGAGACACAUCAUUUCUCCAUCACUUGCUGAUGGAGCAUUCCACUACUAUGAGAAGAUAUCUUUUCAGUUGUUCUUUAUCACACAGGAGAAAUUCAGAAAUAUUAAGCAGUUACCUGUUGACCUCAAGGCUAUCAGGAAUGGUCUUUCAUCAUUGGUGCUAUCUUCUCAGGAAGUGAUGUUCAGUGCGCACAUGUUGCCACUGUCAGAGGAUCCUGCUUUAGCCAUGGCUUUUUCAGUAGCCCGGAGGGCGGCAGCUGUUCCCCUGUUGCUUGUGAAUGGAACAUAUAGGAAAACUGUUCGUUCCUAUCUGGAUUCUUCCAUUCUCCAGCAUCAGUUGCAGAGAUUGAAUGAUCAUGGUUCUUUGAAAGGUUCACAUGCACAUAGCAGAUCUACCCUUGAACUGCCUAUCUUUUGGUUUAUUCACAGUGAUCCCUUGUUAAUUGACAAGCAUUAUCAAGCCAAAGCGCUUUCUGAUAUGGUCAUUGUGGUGCAGUCAGAAGAACCAUCCUGGGAGAGUCAUUUGCAGUGUAAUGGGCGGUCUCUCCUUUGGGAUUUGAGGAAGCCUAUCAAAGCUGCUUUGGCUGCUGUGUCAGAACAUCUAGCAGGAAUGCUUCCCCUUCAUCUUGUUUAUAGUCAAGCCCAUGAAACUGCAAUUGAGGACUGGAUUUGGUCAGUUGGAUGCAACCCUUUAUCCAUCACGUCCCAAGGCUGGCAUUUCUCCAAGUUCCAUUCAGACACUGUUGCUCGAAGCUACGUAUUGACAGCUCUUGAAGAGUCCAUUCAAUUGGUCAAUUCAGCUGUUCAUCGCCUUGUUAUGGAGCGGACAUCAGAACAGACUUUUAAGGUUUUUAAAUCCCAUGAGCGUGAGUUGGUGAACAAAUACAACUAUGUUGUUAGCUUGUGGAGAAGAAUUUCAACUGUCAGUGGGGAAGUGCGUUAUCUGGAUGCCUUGAGACUUCUCUAUACCUUAGAGGAAGCAUCAAGAGGGUUUGUAAAUUAUGUUGAUACAACUCUAGCCAGUCUCCAUCCAAUACAUUGCACCCGUCAAAGAGAAGUGAAGGUCGAGUUUGACAUGACAACAAUACCUGCUUUCCUAGUUGUUUUCUUAGUUCUUUGGUUUGUGCUAAAGCCUAGAAGAGCCAAGCCUAAGAUCAACUGAGAGUUUUAGGGUGACGUGCCUUGAAAAUGUGAGUUACUUUAGUUUACGCAAAUAUGAUCUCCUCUUGGAUGCCAGGAAAAUCUGUUGAGUCAAUAGAGCCGCCUUAUGCAACACUGGACUAGAGAGCAUAGACGAUGGGUAGAAUAGCUAGGUCAAAAUCAUAUCGUGUUGUACGUCUUUGCUUGUAAUUUUUCGGCUCCCAGUAUUAUUAAAUCUGAGAUUUUGCAUUGUACCAUCAAGUAUCCAUUUUCUUGUGUGUAGUUAGUUAUUGUAAUUCAGUGCAUGCCUUGCAUUAUAAAGGGCUAAAUUUACCCUCCAACUAUUCGAAAUAACUCAUAUUUAUCCUCCA